AUGCCGGGCUGCACCGCCUCACACAGGGCGGCAUGUCCCCGAGAAAAACAGCCCGAUCACGAGCAUUGGAAGCCCGUGCCUGUCCUGGAGGUGCCUGUCCUGGAGGUGCCUGUCCUGGAGGUGCCUGUCCUGGAGGUGCCCGUCCAGGAGGUGCCCGUCCAGGAGGAGGCUGUCCUGGAGGUGCCUGUCCUGGAGGUGCCUGUCCUGGAGGUGCCUGUCCUGGAGGUGCCUGUCCUGGAGGUGCCUGUCCUGGAGGUGCCUGUCCUGGAGGUGCCCGUCCUGGAGGUGCCUGUCCUGGAGGUGCCUGUCCUGGAGGUGCCCGUCCUGGAGGUGCCUGUCCUGGAGGUGCCCGUCCUGGAGGAGGCUGUCCGCAGGUCCGCUCACAUCCUCGUGUGUGUCGCUGUUCAGCUGCGCGGUGCUGAAGCUGCGCCAGGGGCCAAUCACAGGCUCAGGAACACACACAGUCUGUCUGCUCUGGACACUGUUAAUCAUGGAGCUUCCUUACAAUUACUUGAUUACUCUAUAAUUACAAUGACGCUACAGUAA
This is a messenger RNA of Knipowitschia caucasica, 546 nucleotides long. Lineage: Eukaryota; Metazoa; Chordata; Actinopteri; Gobiiformes; Gobiidae. The record is from the annotation of a GenBank genome assembly.